Messenger RNA from Wickerhamiella sorbophila, 2427 nucleotides. RefSeq lists its product as hypothetical. The coding region runs from base 1 to 2427 and encodes 808 amino acids. Lineage: Eukaryota; Fungi; Ascomycota; Dipodascomycetes; Dipodascales; Trichomonascaceae. The transcript has a single exon. The record is from RefSeq and is a predicted model, not a curated record.
AUGCAAUCAGCAUUGGUGCACUCGGGGUCGGGAGUUCCUAGAGCCAAGCUCAUUGCUAGUUCACAACGGAAAUUCUUGGCAAUUGCACAUCACGAUGGUUCAAUAAGCGUGUUCAGUUUGUUCGAGCAGCUAUGCAGUAUCCUCAACCCCCAUCAAUCCGUCUGCUUCAUGAGAAUCGUCCGUGAUUCGCUGCUUGUCGGGUUCUCUUCGGGACUAUUUGCCAAGUUCAAUGUCUAUACGGGCGCUUUGAAGGUGUCUGUAAAGCUCGACUUUGAAGUGCGGGAUUGUUUGUUGGUUGAAUCGAGUAUUUUGCUAAUUGGGGACGACCCCCAGAUGAUCGUUGUCCAUCGGAAAACCCUAGAGAUCGAACACGCAGUUCCUCUCCCUGCUGUGCCUGUACAUGUUACAAAAUACGGAAGUCUUGCCAUCAUAUACUGCGAUGGCAAGAUCGACUACAUCAACGAAGAUACUUGGGAACUUUCACACGGAUUCUCCCUACCCCCUAAAGGCGGGAAAUCAGGCGUGGAGGAACCCAUUGUUGGCGCCUCAAUUUUGCCAAACGGUCAAUGGGUUAUUAUAAGACGCCAUGUUUGGACAUUAUAUGAAAAAGAAGACACAAGACUCGUUUCCCAGUUUGAAUCUGCCGCUGUGAGUCCUUUCAAUUACUGCGUUCCAGACGCUGAAGGAAUUCUGGUUGUUUGUGACGACGAACGGGUGAUCCUUAUUGAAAACAAUAAUGUCCAAGUUAUUGAUCCAACGUGGCCUCGCUGUACACUUGUCGGUGUAGCUUUUUUGGGUAUCGGCCGCUGUGCCAUUCUUCGCGAUCUCUCUUACUACGUGUUGGAUAAUUCAGGCCAAUGGAAGGGCCCGUCGACGUUCACAACAAUCACAAACUCAGAAUGGGCUACAAGUGAGGGGUACAUGAGUGACUCCAAGCUGAUCAAAUCUGUAAAGACUCAAGAAACCGUCUGUGAACUUCCGUCCCAGAUAUCUUGCCUGAAUAUUGACAAAACAACAUGCUAUGCUGGUCUUACAAAUGGAAGUCUUGCCACAAUUGAAGUUUCUGAUUCCGAUUGGAAGGUUUCUCAGGUAACACGUCUUCUCAAUUCGCCAGUUGUUGGGAUUCAGGUUUGUGAAAGAUGGGUAGUCACCUGGUCAAGUGACACGGUAGGUGCUCUAUCGGUAAGGGAUAAGAAUUUAUUCCAUAUUAUACCGAUAGGAAGGCGAGUGAAGUAUGCAUACACAUUUGCUGACCAUUUGAGGGUUGCCCAUGCCUUAGGAGAUCAGGAAUGGGAUCUCGAGACUAGCAUGACAAUCACUGGGGGCCAGCCCGAUGUCAUAUACCCCAAAUCUUUCCGCACAUGGAAGCCUAUAGCUGUUGCACCGUUCGAUGAUGAGCAAAAUACCUUUGGUGUUAUUUCUACGUUUUACAAGGGUAUAUCUGUUGCUAUCAUGCCUACCAAGCCCACAGCGCAAAGUGCACCACUUAUUUAUACCGUGAAGGCAUACCAAGGAGGUAGUAUAGCUGAAUCAGUUGAAGGACUUAGAGAGCAUACGUCAAUUGGAAACUAUGAGGAUUUUGUUGUUCAUAUCAGCUCUAUUGAUGCAAGCAUGGGGAGGCUGGCUGCUAGCAUUCUCACCGCGAUGUGGAGCCCGAUGAGGCUUACAGAGCUCGAGAAUUCAGCAGGAACAAGAGCGUUGGUGCUUUUGAAUGCCGUGUAUCCUCUAGUUCCGGUGGCUGAUUGGCUGAGACGGCAGCUUGGAGCGUUGUUUGAAGGUUCCCGUAAGGACAAAUUGUUGGGCCUGCAGUUGCUAACCAAACACCCCGACUUGGAUCUCUGUAGCUUUCCUUUUAAGGCAAUUGAGGAGACAAGAGAUAUGUGUACCACAGACACAUUCAUUUGUGCCGUUGCAAAGGCGGACAUUCGGCUAUUUAACGAUCUCAUGGCAGUUGCUGUAAAACAACAACAGCUCAUCCCUACAGCCCUCUACUGUAUUAAUGUCAUUCUAGAGAACGAUGCAGUGACAUUGAAAAAAGACGAGCUCGCUUCUUUAGUUGGAACUGUCACUAACAGUCUUUCAGCCGGAAAACUUGCCCGCGAUCUGUUGGCUAAUAUCUACUGGCGUUAUCCCAAGGAAGUUUUAUUCAAUCGCCGCAAGCAGAAAAUACUGGUUAUUGUUGAUAGCUCGCCAAUCUUUGCCACAGUUUUUGAUCUGCGCAAAAGCUCGCAUGUCGAUCUCACUGCCCCAGAGAGCGGCAUCACCGCGGUCGAGUUUGUGAGCGAUGGUGCCGGAGUUGAGGGCUCCUCAGCCACCCAAACCUAUUUCUGGGACUUGUCUACGAGCGUAUUUUCAGUUUUCAAGAGGCAGGUAGACAAGAUUGAGCCCCAAAAAAUCACCACCACGAUGGUCACCAAAACCUUGUAA